Molecule: messenger RNA, 2101 nt
Organism: Exaiptasia diaphana
Lineage: Eukaryota; Metazoa; Cnidaria; Anthozoa; Actiniaria; Aiptasiidae
Product: axoneme-associated protein mst101(2)
Exons: 10
Coding region: 138-1553 (471 amino acids)
Source: RefSeq, a predicted model, not a curated record
AUUAAAGAUGGCCGGCGUCGGUGUCGAGGAAUAUUUUCAUAUUUCCUUCAGUUGGCUUCGUUUGUGUUAAGUAUUUACUUAGCAUUUUCGUAGAUAAGGUUCUUCCUUUAACUUUCAAGCUUAAGCAUUGUUUWAAAAUGGAAUCGUCAAUGAGGGAAGUGUCGUUUCGAACAUCAGAUUUUGAUUUGUUUGGUCAAGAUAUGAGUCCAGCUGAUUAUGAAUUCUUCAAGAAACAUUCAGGAGCUUUCAAGAGGAUGAUGGAAGAUCAGUCCAAAGAAAAGAAACAGGAAUUUGUUGAUGCUUUUAAGGAGUUUUCAGUCAGUCAUGGUUGCUUAAAAGAUAUCUCUGCAAAGACUGACAGCCGACUUGUUUACUUACAAGAAGCUACUCAGAUGUACAAGGAAACCUUUGUAAAUGGUAAAUUGAGUACUGCAAAAAAUAUAGUCACUGAUGCAGCCAUUUUAGCUCAAAAUAAGAAUCUAUUACCAAAUAUGGGAGCAAAAUCRUAUUCUCGAGACCCUUUCUUCCACAAGGAAACACGUGAUGUGUUUCGACGUCUCUUCGGCUCUCCAAGUGUGGAUGGCACUUUUAUUAAGGUAAUUUGUAUCCUUCCACUACAUAUCAAGUUUGGAGGAUCAAUAUGCAGAUAUCUACGUCGAUGGCUGGAUGUAGAACCUGUAAGAUCUCUUCCUUCACAAGCCUCAGCAUCAAAGAAGUCUUCCAAACAAAGUGGAGCACCUCCAGGAAGAAGYACUUCAAAAAAGAAAGAAAAAGAACUAGCAAAAUUGAAAGAGGAGGAGGAUCGCAAAGAAUUYCAAMGAUUCCAAAUGUUUAUAAAUGAGUUUGUGGCCAGUCAAGAAACUGAUCCYUAUCGUUUGUCUCAAAUUAAAGCAGCACUUGAAGCCUUUGAACACCCUGAUUUUGUCAGGCCAGAACCAGAAAGUACAAUUCCAGAUGAAAAACCAUCUGAAAAGACAGAAACAGUUGAGAGUCAUAAUGAAAAGCACCUUUCUCUUGCUGAGCACUUGGAAAAUAAAAAAACUAAAGGAAAAAAUGACGAUCAAAAUUCGUCAGAAAAUAAAAUACCUAGUGAAGAAAAGGAUGAUGURUAUACUGAUAAAAUGAUGGAACACUAUCAAAAUGAGGGGUUUUUUAAACCAAUGUCUUCUGAGAAGGAGACAGACGAGGACAAAAUAGAUGAUAUUGAGAAAAUGUUAUUAUUGAACAAACCUCAUCCUAAUGAGCAAUAUGAACAGUUAUUAGGCAAGAAACUUUCUAAAGAAAAUGAAUUAAAGYUGAAACAAUGUAAGGAGAAUGCUAAGCAACAACGUAAGGCUGAUAAGAAAUCAGAUGAUGUUUGGAGCCAUCAUGACAAAGAGAGGAAAAGACAUGCUUGUGCUAAUUGUCGCAAAGUCGAACCUGAACCCAAGACAUUCAAAAAGUGUCAAAGAUGUCGUGGGAAGAGAACAAAAUUUUAUUGUAGCAGGACCUGCCAAGAAACAGACUGGCUAGUUCACCGAGAUGAUCACAAUUCUAUUGAAGAUGUCACCUGAAAUAAGUCUACAAUUUAAUUGUUGACUGUUACAACGAACUAGAUGGCGAACACUAAAGGCAUGAAACUUAUUAAUCAAAUAGUUCUAAACAGUGAUAAAUAGGUAAUAGGAAUCAGCAAUCACUUAUAUUAGUUUACUAUUUCAUGGUUUAGUGUUUGCACUUAUAAAAUGUAGAUUAAUUUUAAAAUAUAAUUCUUUCUUUUCCAAUAAUUUUUUUGCAGGCCACUUUUCCAAUUCAUUUUCAAUGAUCAGUAGUGUGCAACACUGCAGUUUUUGAUGCUGAGUAAAAUAAGUUAUUGAAAUAUACUGAGUAAUUGUUAUGAAUAUCAGUCAAUUACAUUGCACAGUAGGUCUUAUGCACUAUUUUUAUGUUGGAAUACCUAAUAACCUUCUAAUAUUUGAGAUAAGAUAUUUUGUUUCAAGUAUGGCCAUUUUUUGUAAUAUAUUAGUAUAAUGCUGAAAGAAAGGUAUUAUGUUUAAAACAAAAAUGUCACUCGAACAAGAUGCAGCAGUACUUGUAGAUUCUUAUUAAAACAUAUUUCCCAACA